Molecule: messenger RNA, 648 nt
Organism: Morchella sextelata
Lineage: Eukaryota; Fungi; Ascomycota; Pezizomycetes; Pezizales; Morchellaceae
Exons: 1
Coding region: 1-648 (215 amino acids)
Biological process (GO): maturation of SSU-rRNA from tricistronic rRNA transcript (SSU-rRNA, 5.8S rRNA, LSU-rRNA); ribosomal small subunit assembly; translation
Cellular component (GO): ribosome; mitochondrial small ribosomal subunit
Molecular function (GO): mRNA 5'-UTR binding; small ribosomal subunit rRNA binding; structural constituent of ribosome
Source: RefSeq, a predicted model, not a curated record
AUGACCACCCUCCGCGCGCCGCUGCUCCGCCUCUCCACCCUCCCCCGCGGCCCCGCCGCCCUCCCGCGCAUCUUCCACCGCCUCAACAGCAGCGACACCCCCCGCACCACCCCACCGCCCGCACCCGCCCCGCAGCCCCGCACGCUCGACGGCUUCCUCGGCGACAGCAGCACGCUCAGCCGCACGCGCAUCCAGCGCGCAGCGGCCGCCGCAGAGACCCCCGAGUUUCCCAGCUUCACGGGCAGCGACAUGUUCGGCGGCGGCGGCGGCACGGGCGCCGAGGACAACAUGCACCACCUCAAUGUGUACGCCACCAAGCACAACACGCACAUCACGUUCACGAAGCCGAACAAGGACGUGAUCCUGACGCUGUCGUGCGGCAACGUGGGCUUCAAGAAGGCGAACCGCGGGACGUUCGAGGCCGCGUACCAGCUGGCCAGUGUCAUGUUUAGUCGCAUGGAGGAGAGGGGGCUGCGGCCCAAGCACCUCGAGGUGGUGUAUAGGGACUUUGGGCCGGGGAGGGAUGCGUUCACGAAGGUGCUGCUGGGGAAGGAGGGGAAGAGUAUUAGGGAGAGUGUGGUGAGGGUUACGGAUGCGUCGAGGUUGAAGUUUGGAGGGACGAGGAGUAGGGCGAUUAGACGGUUGUAG